Molecule: messenger RNA, 2135 nt
Organism: Odontomachus brunneus
Lineage: Eukaryota; Metazoa; Arthropoda; Insecta; Hymenoptera; Formicidae
Gene: eIF4H1
Product: eukaryotic translation initiation factor 4H-like
Exons: 5
Coding region: 260-1075 (271 amino acids)
Molecular function (GO): RNA binding
Source: RefSeq, a predicted model, not a curated record
UUUUAGCCAAGCGGUGCAUGUUCAAGUAUUGUUAUAUUUCAAUGAUUGAAAUUGUGUGUAAAGAACAUAAAUUACUGAACUUUCGUAACUAUUUUUCGUAAUACUAUCACAUCUAAAUUUAAUGAUUAAUUAGUUAAUUAGCGGUAUGUCACAUUAUUAGUUCGAAAUCUUUUAUCAGUAAUACAUAAUAAAAAUACCAUAUUGCGCAUACAGUAGCUCGUCCGACCCACGCGGUCCCGGUCAGUUCUGUGCAUCCAAUAUGGCUGGUCGAGGUAGUUACGACGAUUCGAGAGAUUAUUCUAGUAGUGGAUAUCGUAGCAGAAAACCUUUGCCAACAGAACCUCCAUAUACAGCAUAUGUUGGGAAUUUACCAAAUGGUGUUGUACAAGGCGAUGUUGACAAAAUCUUUGAGAAACUCAAUGUUAAAGUUAUCAGAUUGGUUAAAGAUAGAGAUACUGACAAAUUUAAAGGUUUUUGUUAUGUCGAGUUUGAAGAUUUGGCUGACUUGGAAGCUGCAUUGGAAAUGGAUGGAGCGGUAGAAGUAGAUAAAAGCGUGAUUAAGAUUGAUGUAGCUGAACUAAAAAGAAAUGACCGCAGUGGUGGCUUUGACAGGAGGGGUCGUGGUGGCAGUAGUGGUGGAGGCUUUAAAGGAAGAGAUUCUGGCCGCAGUGGAUAUAGUGAUGAUUUCGGUAGCAAAUCUAUGUAUUCGAGAUAUAGUGAUAGAAGCUCACAUGGAAGCAGUAGACAAGGUAGUGGAUGGGAUUCUAGAGGUAAUAGAGGCAAUUAUGGCCAAUUUAAUGAAGAUCCUAGCAGUGGAAGCCGUGACUGGUCACGAAGUGCUUCUACUAGAUCGUACAGUAAUAGACCUUUUCGUGGCAGUGGUUCGGAUCGAAAACCUUUUCACGAUGAACCUUAUAAAGAUCCCCUUCCGGACACUACUGGAAGAAAACGUUUGGAACUUAAACCAAGAACUAUUAAGGACCCUGUCAAUGCACUUGCAGAAUCAACUAAAAAUAGUUCCAUUUAUGGAGGUGCGAAACCCCGAGAAGAAAAAUUGAAAAUGAUGGACAAGUAAAAAUAAUGAUAUAUCAUCGAUAGUUUUAAUUUCCCUGCUAAGAAAGUUAUGUAUAGGGGAAGAAACAUUUUUGACAAAAUUUGGAAGGAAACUAAUUUAAAAAUCUCUUAUAGUUUCCUCAAAUCUAGUGAUAGUUCUUCAGAGACACAUAAAAUUAUAAUCUUUUUUUAACUCUAACAAGGUUACGGUGUUAUCCGCAGGAAAGGAUUUAUGCCAUAGACAUAAUCUUAUUACAAUCCUUUUAUGUUUAGCGCAUUUUUAAUAAGAAAUAAACAUUUUUCUUCUGAUGUCUUUUGUAUUUAAAUUAACUUGUCGAUUGAAAGAUACUUGUAAUUAUAAUUACUUGUAAAAGGUGUGUAUGCACAAUGCAUGCUCCAAUAGCGCCUAGUGAUUUAUAUACAUAAAUAAUGAUUGUUAAAAAGCUACGCGACUGAGUACAUUUUAAUACUCGUGUCAAUUUAAUGUUGGGUUAUGUGUCUGUAAAAAUAUUGAGAAUAUGUGUACAAAUAAUUUCAAAUAUAAAAUGUCACGGCACGUAUAUUCCAUCUUACACAAGUAUUUUUAUCUGUACUUGAAACUAGCUCUCGUUUAAAUAAGUACAAAGAAACAUAACUAUUGGUUUUCUUUUUCCUUAGAAUUUUUAUGUUCCAUCUCGUACAACACUGUCAUUGUGUGUAUCAACCAUUUAUUGAGAGAAGAAAGAUAGAGAAAGAGAUCAUACAUUUAUUAUAAAAAUAAUAAUAAUCAUUUGAUAUUACUAAACAAUCGUUUUCCGAUUUGUUUGUCGAUUAUGAAAACUUGUGAAAUAUAACAUGCGGGUUUAACAGAAUUUCAGAAACAUUAAGAACAAUACAAAAAGAACGCGCCGAUUAUCAUUAUUAUAUGUUAAUAUUAUGUAAUGGAUUAACCAUGCGCUAACAAUUAUGUCGAAAAACUGAAUUAGAUGGCACAUCGCGCGAGAAUAGGAAAUAAAAACUUGAAAUAUAUAAUAAUAAAUAUUAUGUAAAACAAUGCUUGUAUAUGAUACUAUUUCCUGAAUAAAGUAGCUGUUUGCCUCAUA